Lactuca virosa is the source of this 2142-nucleotide messenger RNA. The record is from the annotation of a GenBank genome assembly. NCBI's taxonomy places the organism in Eukaryota, Viridiplantae, Streptophyta, Magnoliopsida, Asterales, Asteraceae.
UGGAGAUUUACAUUACAUUCACAAAUCCAAAAAUAUACUCUUUUUGGCGCUUCUUCAGUUCAGCUGCAUUUCCUCGAACCUGCGUUUUUAUCCUUUCCGACAUCCGAUGACGAGUGAGAAGCUCUAUAAAUCCCGCAGGUUGCCUCGACGAUUGUCAUUCUUCAUCUUCUUAAAGGCUUCUGAUUUCAUUCAUCGCCAGGCUCAAAAUCAUCGCAAAACCAGCAAAACGACAGACAUCUACCGUAAUUUGACAAGGGCGAUAAGCACUCGGAAAACAAGGCAUUUACUUGCUGAUAACAGACGCAGGGACUACAUCAAUAUAUGCGUUCCUCUAUGCGAAGCAUUAACUAAAGCAGACUGGCAAACCGCAAAACACAUCAUCGGUAGCCCUGAAUACCUCUUACGUUACAGCAUCAAUGAAAACUGCGAAACACCACUUCACGUUGCAGCAUCAGCUCAAAGCAACACUGACAGCAUCGAAUUCGUGCAAUAUCUUGUGGGUAAAAUGAGUGAGGCCGACUUGCAACUGCAGAAUAGAAGUGGAAACACUGCCCUUUCUUUGGCAGCUAUAUCUGGAAAUGUUGAAAUUGCUAAAAUUAUGGUGGGGAGUAACAGUAAUUUGCCUACCAUCCCUAAUGGCGAACAAAUGAUGCCGCUUUAUAUCGCUGUGUUAUUUGGAAACAUAGAAAUGGUGGAUUAUCUCUAUGAAGAGUCUCUUCAAAUGAAUGCCUCUGGUUGGACACCUAAGAAUAGGAGUUGGGUUUUCUUGAAGUCCAUUGAGAUGGAUUUCUUCGAUUUCGCUCUGAAAAUAUUGGAGCACCACCCACUACUUGCUCAAAGUGGGGAAGCUUUAUGUGCUUUGGCUCGAAAGCCUUCUGCAUUUGAUGAAAUAAAACCACAUUACAUCAGAAGCGUCGUGAAUUCAACCUUCCAUUUGAAGGUGGAACCAGUUGACAAUAAAGCCGUGGAGUUACUAAUAAAGAUUUGGACAAGUAUUGAGGAAAAGCCCAAAACUGAAAUAGACAGAAUACUCAGAGGCCCAAUAGUUCUGGUAGAUGGGAAACAAACAUACCCCUCUCGAGUACUUUUUGUUGCUGCAGAAACAGGAAAUACUAGGUUUUUGGUUGAGCUCAUACGUCGAUAUCCUGAUCUUAUAUGGAAGCAAAAUGAAAACAAUCAAAGUAUUUUUCAUGUUGCUGUUUCUCAUCGUCAUGAGGGUAUAUAUAAUUUGUUGUAUGAGAUCGGAUCCAUGAAGGCUUUGAUAAUUCCAGUCAAAGAUCUAGAAGGGAAUAAUAUGUUACAUUUGGUUGGAAAUAACACUCAGAAAACCCGACUUCGACAUGUGUCAGGGGCAGCUUUCCAGUUGCAACAUAAAUUAUUAUGGUUCAAGGAAGUGGAGUCUAUGGUACCUCCUCUUUACAAAGAAAAGAAGAACAAAAGUGGCUUAACACCAUAUGAACUAUUCACUGAAAACCACAAACCUUUAGUAACCGAAGGUGAGAAAUGGAUGAAAGGAACCGCUAGUAAAUGCAUGGUGGCUGCCGCCCUAAUAGCCACCGUAGUAUUUGCAGUCGCUUACACAAUUCCCGGUGGCUACGACCAAAAAACCGGCUUUCCUAUGUUUCUUCACAACGGUCCAUUCCUAGUAUUUGUCAUCUUGGAUGCUAUUUCCUUAAUCUUGUCUUCCACUUCAAUCCUUGUGUUUUUAUCCAUCCUCACGUCUCGUUAUGCUCAGGAGGAUUUCCUUGAAUCAUUACCCAAAAAGCUUUUGGUGGGUUUAUCAAUGCUUUUUCUUUCCAUAGUCACCAUGAUGUUUUCUUUUAGUGUUAGUUUCUUUGUGAUAUAUCGUCACAAGUUUAUUGUCAUUGCAAUCUUCAUUAGUGUGGUUGCGCUUAUACCUAUUGUUUCGUAUGCUCAACUACAAUAUCCUCUUGUGAAAGACGUGUUUAGUUCAACGUAUGGGUCUAGGUAUCUCUUUAAGCCCAAGAAACCAGUGCUUUAUUAUCAAAAUCCAAGGGUCUAGAUGUCUAGUAGUAGUAGUUGUUAUUAUUGUUGUGUGUUUGGUUUGGUUUGGUUUGAUAAAGAUUUUGUUUUAAGAACAUGUAUUGAAACUUAUUUUUUAUUAUUAAAGUUUAUAGUCGA